Molecule: messenger RNA, 1550 nt
Organism: Leptopilina boulardi
Lineage: Eukaryota; Metazoa; Arthropoda; Insecta; Hymenoptera; Figitidae
Gene: Efr
Product: UDP-xylose and UDP-N-acetylglucosamine transporter
Exons: 5
Coding region: 277-1284 (335 amino acids)
Biological process (GO): transmembrane transport
Cellular component (GO): endoplasmic reticulum membrane; Golgi membrane
Molecular function (GO): UDP-xylose transmembrane transporter activity; UDP-N-acetylglucosamine transmembrane transporter activity
Source: RefSeq, a predicted model, not a curated record
UCAUUGAAAAACAAUUUGUUUUUAAUUUGUGUUGUACUCGUAUCACUGGUAUUAACUGUAAUUUAAAGUAUGAUUUUUAAACUAUAUACGUAAAUGACAUUGCAAAAAAAGAAUUUAUUCCUUAUCUCUAAAGAACGUUGAAGAAAAUAAUAAUUCAAAGGAGUGGCAGAUAUUAAAUGUGUUCGUGUCGUUCUCAUGUUUUGAAUUUUAUUAAAGUUAUAGGUUAGGCAUAUCAGAUUUUUAUUUUUGUUUAGGAAAUUUAAAAAAAAAAACAAAAUGAAUAAGGCACCCUUAGCUAUUUUUCUCGUUUUCGUUGGCUGUUGUUUAAAUGUUAUAUUUCUUGAGCUUCUUGUCAUUGGAGAUCCUGGAAGUGGGAAUCUAAUCACAUUUGCUCAAUUUUUAUUCAUAGCAAUAGAGGGAUUUUUAUUUACAUCAAAAUGUGGUACGGUAAAACCAACAAUUGGAUUGAAGGAUUAUACAAUUUUAGUUACAAUGUUUUUCGUCUCUAGUGUAUGUAAUAAUUAUGCCUUUGAUUUUAAUGUACCGAUGCCACUUCACAUGAUAUUUAGAGCAGGUUCCCUAAUAGCAAAUAUGAUAAUGGGAAUAAUUAUUCUGCAAAAAACUUAUACUUUUAGUAAAUAUUUGUCAGUUUUUAUGAUUUCCAUUGGUAUUGCAUUAUGUACAAUUGUAAGUGGACAGGAUAUUAAAUCCACACAAACUGUUAAUGUUAAACCAACAACACCUUGGGAUGAUUUUUUUUGGUGGACUGUUGGAAUUAUUUUACUGACUGUUGCACUUUUUAUUAGUGCAAGAAUGGGACUUUAUCAAGAAGUUUUAUAUAAACGAUAUGGAAAGCAUCCUAAAGAAGCACUUUUUUAUACUCAUCUUUUGCCAAUGCCAUUUUUUCUCACACUAGGACCAAAUAUAUGGCAACAUUGGAAUGUGGCAUUAGUUUCUGCACCAAUUUCAAUUCCUGUAAUUGGAUUCCAAAUGCCUAAAUUAGUUGCCUAUUUAAUUGGAAAUGUGUUGACACAAUACAUGUGUAUUGGAUCGGUUUAUGUUUUAACAACAGAAUGUACUUCACUCACAGUUACACUGGUGGUAACAUUACGUAAAUUUUUAUCACUUAUAUUUUCUAUAUUGUAUUUUAAAAAUCCAUUCACCAUUUAUCAUUGGAUUGGAACGAGUCUUGUUUUUAUAGGAACAAUUAUUUUUACCGAAAUUUUACCAAAAAUACAACAGGGUUUAACAACAGUUUCGUCUGUUGAAAAGAAAGUAAAAUAACAAAAGAAUUUAGACAAUUAAUUGUAUAGGAAAAAAUUAAUGUUAAUUAUUUUUAAGUAGAUAAAAUGCAUUUUAAUAUAAAUACUUCAAUUUAGCUACAUUUCAAUUUUAAUUAAAUAUAACGUAACAAAAUUUUCUACUAAUAGAGAAAAAAAAAUUAAUUGUAAAUAUAAAAAAUUGUAAAUAACUUAAUGAAAUAUUCAGAGAAUUUUUCUUUUUUCCGAAAGGAAAUAAAUAAUAAAAUAGUGAAUUACAGGAAAAAAAAA